GAUGUUCUAGCUGUGGGUGAAGGAGAAAGUGCAAAAUUUGGUGUGUCGUAUGAUCCUGUAGCACUUGAUCCAACUGUUGUCAUUUUUGAAGCUGCUGUUCUUGGCGAUGUCACAGAAGCCGACAAAGAAGAAAUCGUUGUUGUUGUUGUUGUUGUGGCAGCCGAUGUUGCUGUUUUUGUUGCAGUUGUUGUCGGAGUUGCAAUCGUUGAAGUAUCUGUUGUUGUUGCAGCUGAAAUUGCUGGGGUUGAAGCUGUUUUAACCGGUGUGGAAAUUGUUUCUGGUGUUGUUGUUGCUGUUGCUCCUGCUGCUGUGGUAAUAGUCGUUGAGUUUGUACUUGCUUUAGAAAGAUUUUCCGUUGCUGUAGUGAAGGUGAUGUUCACUGACGAUGCUGCUGUCGUUGUUGUUUUCGCUGUGAUUGUGGGUGUUGUAGAAGGAGAAGUUGUUGUAAUUGAGGUGGCACUCGUUGUUGCCGUGAAGGUUGGUUUCGGCGUUGUUGUUGCCUGCGUUGACGCUCUUGCAAGAGACUCUACUAUUCUUGAGGGAGUAGUAGUAGUCGUCGUUACUACUGUUGUAGUUGUCAUUUUCGUAGGGGUAGUAUUAGCAAUAGUAGCAUUAGUAGUUGUUGCUGUUGUCGCUGAUGUUGCUCUUGUUGUUGUUGUUGUUGUUCUUGCUGCUGUC
Messenger RNA from Cylicostephanus goldi, 678 nucleotides. NCBI's taxonomy places the organism in Eukaryota, Metazoa, Nematoda, Chromadorea, Rhabditida, Strongylidae. The record is from the annotation of a GenBank genome assembly.